AUGCUGGACUCCGGGAGCUCAUCCGGCAAGCAAAGUACCAAGGAGAUUCGCAAGGUUCACGAGGUAUUUGCCGCAGAAAAGCAACCCAACGCAGCCCAAAAAUGCUCAACGCAGGCGCAGACGCAGACGCACAACGAACUAGGCGCAGGCGCAGACGAGACGCAGAAGCGAAAGGAGUCGUAG
Molecule: messenger RNA, 183 nt
Organism: Fusarium poae
Lineage: Eukaryota; Fungi; Ascomycota; Sordariomycetes; Hypocreales; Nectriaceae
Exons: 2
Coding region: 1-183 (60 amino acids)
Source: RefSeq, a predicted model, not a curated record